AUGGACGGCCGCGGGGACGGCUACCACCACCACCAUCACCACCACCACCACCAUCACCACCACCAGUCCCGCCACGGCAAGCGCAGCAAGAGCAAGGACCGCAAGGUGGACUCCCGGCACCGGUCCAAGAUGAUGGGCUGGUGGAGCUCCGAUGACAACCUGGACAGCGACAGCAGCUACAUGGUGUCUGGCCGGCACGCCGCCGACCAGGGCACCCAGUACUGUGUGGACGCUCCCGAAAGUGCCUUCAGAGACUUGACCUUGAAGAGUCUAAAGAGCGGCGGGGAAGGAAAAUGCCUGGCCUGUGCCGGCAUGUCCAUGUCUCUGGACGGCCAGACGCUCAAGAGGAGCGCCUGGCACACCAUGACCGUCAGC
Messenger RNA from Egretta garzetta (little egret), 375 nucleotides. RefSeq names its product disks large-associated protein 3-like. Gene Ontology annotation, molecular function: molecular adaptor activity. The record is from RefSeq and is a predicted model, not a curated record. The annotation marks the transcript as partial. The transcript has a single exon. Gene Ontology annotation, cellular component: glutamatergic synapse; postsynaptic specialization. Lineage: Eukaryota; Metazoa; Chordata; Aves; Pelecaniformes; Ardeidae. Gene Ontology annotation, biological process: signaling.